AUGCCAUACACCUCCCCGCCAAUCGUCUUCCCACUUUACCUCUUCCCCUCCAUUCCCUUCCGCCGCCGCCGCUCCUCAGCGUCCACGACGCUCAGCGCAUCGCCCUCUUCCAGCUCAUCGACCUCUCCGCCCUCGUCUCCAAGCAGUCUCUCCUCGAGCACAUCCUACCUACGCUGUUCACGCUGCCUGUCUGAUCUCGUACAGACCUCCGCAAUAAUAUCCAAAGGCUUCAACGGACGUCACGGCCGCGCGUACCUCGUCACGUCUGGUCUGCCUAAUACACACACGCACAAGCCUGUCCCACGCAAUCUCGUUACGGGACACCAUAUGGUGGCUGAUAUUUCAUGCGCCAUAUGUGGGCAGGUCCUCGGGUGGAAGUACGUUGAGGCGGCGGAUGAAAGCCAGCGCUACAAGAUUGGGAAGUAUAUAUUGGAGACGAAGAGGAUUGUGAAGGGGGUGUGCUGGGGAGAGGAUGCCGCAGAGAAGGAAGAUCGCAGUCGAGCGACAGGAGAGUGUGGAGACGUCGAAUUCGAUAGUGCCGACGAAGAUGAGUGCGAUGCACUGUUUGCGGGAACUUGGAGCUCUGAGGAGGCAGGGCGGAGGAGAGCGCGCAAGGGAAUGCGACGGGAUGUGUUCGAAGAUGAUUUAUUCUGA
Messenger RNA from Pseudovirgaria hyperparasitica, 654 nucleotides. RefSeq names its product yippee-domain-containing protein. NCBI's taxonomy places the organism in Eukaryota, Fungi, Ascomycota, Dothideomycetes, Acrospermales, Acrospermaceae. The record is from RefSeq and is a predicted model, not a curated record. Bases 1 to 654 code for a protein of 217 amino acids. The transcript is spliced from 2 exons.